GACGUUUGGAAAUUUGACGGCGGUGUUAUUGUAAAAAUGUAAUGCGUUGUAAAUAAUUAAUUUUCUUCGUUUUUCGCGUAGGGGAAAAAUAAAUACGUUUCGACGGAAUGCGUAAUGUGAUAUUUAAGCUAGAUUACUUUUGCAAUCAUUUAUUUUUAGCACAACAAGAAUUUCUUAAUAGACAAAUCUUUCUCCUCGUUAACUAUAUUAUUUUACAAGCGCAUAAACACAGGUAGUAUUAAGAUUACCAGUUACCAUAAAUAUAAUGAUUGCAGAAAUAGGCACAGAGGGCUUUCAGCCAAUGACAAGUUUUACUGAAGAAAGGCUAUUUAAGUUACAAUGUUUGAUUAAAGCAACAGAGAUACAACACAGUGCACAAUGUGAAUAUGGAAAAAGAUUAUUUUUAGCAUUUACAACAGGAAAUGCUGACAUUUUUUUGUAUUAUAAGAAAGAUUCAGUAUCUACUGCAGUAAUUAAAAGAAUACCUUGGUUCCAAGGAUCUCACAAACAAAUCUCAGCUCUAUGUUUUCAUUCUAUGGGAUCAUGGUUGCUCACUACAAGUGUUGAUGGAUCUGUAUAUAUAAUCCCUGCUCUAUACUUCGUAGAUGAAAAUUGCGAGAAGGACAAAAGAUGGACUAGUGAUGAUAUAACUUCUUUUCCUUCUAUUAGUUCACAGUCAUCCCAUUCAAAGCCUACUGCAAUUGUAUGGUGGCAAAGUAUAGUAAUACCAGCUGAAAUUGGUAUUAUUGGAACUGAGUAUGGAGAGAUUAUAUUUAUAAAUCUUGAAACUGGCCAUCAAACAAAUGUCACACAAAUCAAAGGGAAUAUUGCCAGUUUGCAUAUUUGUCGCGAUCAAAGUAAUGAUAUUGUAUCUCUUCUGAUAACAAGCCAAUCCAGAGAACAGUGGAGAUUACUUUUGGAGCAGCGUACAUACAGUUGUUUGCAUCAUUUAGAGAAUGGGGAAUCAUAUAAUACGUUGCAUACAAAUGAUAACAUGUAUGAUAAUACCAAGAUAUUUGCUUCUACUAGAUCCAGAUUGCAAGGACUUAAACAGUUGUCUGUGGAAAAAAUUGCAAUUCUUAGACAAAAGUUAAUAGAAACAAAAAAUCAGACAUUAGGAGAAAAUUUACAAUAUCAUGAUAUUACGAGCAAUAGAAAUACACAAAAUAUAACUAUUAAUUCUGACUCUUCUACAGAGGUAAAUCAGAAUCAGAUAACACCAGAAGCAAUGUCAAAAGAUGUAUUUCUAAUGUCUCAGUUAGAUAGGGAUGGACAACAAUUCUAUACAUGUUACCAUUCUAUUACAAAUCAGAUAUUGGUAUAUGGACCUAAUUUUACUACUGUACCUUUAUCAGCGCAUAAAGUAUUUGAAUCAUGUCGAAAUGUUUUAUUAACUCAGCGAUUUUUUUUUAUUACUGACGUCAGUCAACGUGUAAUAUAUGUAAUAUCAGACAGAUUAUCCGAAACUCGUAAGAGUGAUAAUGGCAAAUUUAAUCCAGAGUGUAUUGUUGGUCAUUUUUCUUUGGUGAAUAGUAAAGAAGUUAUACGUGCAGUGUACAGAGCUAUUGAUUGUACAAAUAGUGCACCAACAACACUUUCUGAAGAAAUUAAACAUAAAUACACGUUACCAAAGGGAGUAAGAGAUAUUAAAAUCGAAUUACCUCAUGUGGAUACUUGUAUAGUUGUAACAAAUCAUUCUGUAUAUAAAAUUGUUUUAAGGAAAUCAAUAUUAUCAAUUUUUAUGGAACUAGUAUUAAAAAAUAAUGAACUUGAAAAAGCAGCAAAGUUGGCUAUAGUACUCGGUAUUAAUGCACAACAAUUAUUAGAGCAAGCUGGUGAUAUACUUUUAACUAAUAAAGAAUUUCCACGUGCUGUAGCUUGCUAUAAAUUGUCUAAAUGUAGAAUAAUGAAGAGUAUGUUAAAAUUUGCUUCUGUUGGUUAUACAGCGGAUUUAUUACGUUGUCUUACACAUUGUUUAACUUCCCCGGUUAUUAGCGAAAUGCCUGUUGCACCAAGAAUACAUCUUUCUAACUUAUGUGUUCUCUCUUUUAUCGAACGAACGCUUCGAGCUUCAUCUCAAAAGUCCAAGGCUAUAUAUAAAGAAUUUUUGUAUUUCUUAUCUACAAAUUCUUUUUACGAUGAAUUGUUAGCAGUUAAUAUCGCUGGACAGACGUGUCUGUGGGAAGUGUUACAUCAUUUAGCAACACAGAAGGGCCUUUAUGGACAAAUGUUAGAUAUUCUUAUGAGGACAAUACAUACUUUCAGCACAAGCAAUUUCCAACCAACACCAUAUGGUUUGUUGAUAUGUAUAAGUGAACCAAGUCUAAUGCAAGCAAUGUUAGUCUAUCCUGAGUUAGCUAGAAGUCAUAUGUCAUUUAUUCUUGAUAAUCUUCAAGACUCUCAAAUUUUUGUACUUCAGAGAUUAGUAACACUAUACGAUCCAACGAAUCCAGUAAUAAGACCUAGGGUAGUGCGAUGCCGAUUACGUCAUAGAACUACUUCGCACAGUUCUCAAUCUAGUCAAUGUGAUUCUAUAGAUCUCGUGGAAAAUGAUGAGGCUGAUACACUCAUAGAAGAAAUUAUAGAAACUUUUUUACUAAUUUUACUGACUUUGAUUUGUAAAAAAUCUAUUUUACAUCAAGAAUCUAUUACAUGUAACAUUGAAUUAUUAGAAUUUAAGAAGGAUCAUAGAAAUACUAAUUCUGGUGCUGAUUUCAAAAGAAGACCAUUAUGUGCUGGAUUUUCUCAUGUUGCUCUUAUUAGGAACGGAAAUGUUUAUACAUGGGGGAGUUCUGUGCAUGGAUGUUUGGGAAUUGGUCCAUCUGUAUUGAGAUAUGGUUCACCUCAAGCUAUAACUUUUUUCUGGCUUAUGGAAGUUGAGGUUCUCAGUGUAUCUUGCGGUCACUGUCAUACUCUGGCAGUAACUAAUAACGGCGUUUACGCGUGGGGUUCAAGUCAGUUUGGUCAACUAGGUCUGGGGAAAGUUUUACAAUGUUCAACCCCUGAAUUGAUCACUUCUUUGGCUCAAGAAGUCAUUAUUGAUGCUGUAGCUGGACAAUACCAUUCAGUAGCAUUGACUGCAGAUGGUAGAGUUUUCACAUGGGGUUGGGGUGUUCAUGGCCAAUUGGGUCAUGGUAAUACUGACAAAAAAAUGACUCCCACGUUAGUUACGUCUUUACUUGGUACCGUUAUACGUUACAUUACUGCCGGUCAUGCACAUACAUUAGCUCUUUCAACAGAGGGUAUCGUGUAUGCAUUUGGUUGUAAUAUUUUUGGACAAUUGGGUGUGGGUAGUAAUGUUAAGAGUUCAGUGCCAAUGAAAGUUUCGUUAUCAGAAAGAAUAACUCUUAUCACAACUGGAUAUUUUCACAAUCUUGCUGUUAGUUAUACAAAUAAGUUAUAUAUAUGGGGAGCUAGUCCCCAAGUUCUCCGAUUGCAAGCACAAACGCAAAAACGAACUCGAAUAUUGGAACAACGAGACUUGAAGCAGUUUGAAAAUAUUGACGAGUUCGAAAAAGUCACGGAUUCUGCAAACAUGAAUGAUACAAAUGAAGAAGUCUUAGAAAAUAAUGCACAAAAUAGAAAUGUACAAUCAAAAGCAUGCGGUAUUAGUACAGAAUCGCGAAAAAAAUUAGAUAACAGUUGUUUAAAAAGUGUAAACGUCGGGUCCCUUGAAGAAGCUCAAACACAUUUAAAACCAACCAUUGUAGAUACGAGUUUAGUCAAAGGGGAUAUCAUCCGGAUAUCGGCUGGUUGCCAUCACAAUGCUCUCAUAACGAAGGAUGGAUCGCUUUAUAUGUGGGGCAGAAAUUUGGAUGGUCAGAUAGGCAAUGGUAGCAGACGGGAAGUGCCGAUUCCUACGCCACUGUGUUACAAUCCUGCUUCGAUUUUUGCACAAGUACCACCAAGGCAUAAUGCUUACAAACGAGUGGAAGAGGAACAAGAUUUAAACGACGAUGUAAAGAAUUCUGCGGUGAACGAGAAAAAUGGAAAUGUACAUGAUGAAGCCAGAUCAUUCCAGGCAGAAAGUAGUAAAUCCAAGGAAAAAAUAAACCCUAUAAUUAAAACUGUUGCAAUUCACUGCGGAUACGAUUAUACAGUCGCUAUUCAACCAGGAGGUACAGUUCUAGCUUGGGGUAAUAAUAGUAGAGCACAAUUAGGUCGGCUUCCUGCAAAAGAUGCACGUGACACCGACGAUAAGCUUGUGUUGAUUAAAAAGCGAGUUGUACGGCUCCCUCACGCAUCGCAUGUAGCUUUGGACGUGCCUAGUCAAGUUCCUAAUAUUCCCGCUCCCAUUAUUUCUUAUCAAAGUUAUGAUAUACCCUCUCUGGCGGGUAUAAUUCGUCCUUUAAGCGUUAUCGAAAAAUCACCAGGAGAAUUGACGCUACAUUAUGCAUUAGAAUAUUUCUCUGGUUUAUAUGAUUCCUCAAGAAUUAUAGAGAAGUGUGUCGAGUUGGGAAACUAUCAAGCUUGCUCAAAAAUAGCUAUGCUACAGCAUAAUAUUUCCGAUGCGUUUUCGUAUCAAUUGAAAAUUUUACAUGUAUUGAGUCUGCAAUCUUGCUCAAAAGUGAAGUCUGAAAAUUUGCGCGAAAAGACAGAACGAAAGUCUUUGGAUGAGUCUAAUUUAAAGAAGUCUUCAUCAGCACAUCACGUUAGAAAAAACACUGAACUUUUUAACAAACAGAUAGAGAAGAAUCUGAUUGAUUCUGUAAAAGAUUGCGCCGCUAGGAACAAAAUGAAAAUUCCUGCAAGCAAAUCAUUGAAUAGUCUGCAAACGCUUCAACAAGAACUAUACACAUUCGAUUGUCAGGGUGGCUUAGAAGAACUGUGCAGAGAUAUUAAAUGUGAAAAUGCACCUAUGGGGAUUUUCGGGGAUAGUUUCGAUUCUGACACUAGUUCUGAUUCGGAGGAAUGGUUGGAAAGUCUUAUUUUCAAGGAAAACCAAUUACCAAGGCAAAAAAAAGCAGAGACAUCCACUAAAGAUAGUUCUUCUCCUCCUUCUACUCCUAUGAAGGAAGGUAUAGAUCAGUUGCCCAAAAGCAACGGGACAUUUUAUGAAAAGAAAAUUGCUCGAUCUCGGCAGAAUAAUAUAACCAAUGAAGCUAUAAAAGUUAUUAAGUUUUUCUUGAAUGAAAUGGAAAACGAAGUGGACACUAUCAAGUGUAAAAUGUUACAAGAUGCACUGGAGUUCUGGAUUAAACACGAUUUACCGAUACAAAGUAUAGAGAAUAUAUUUUUGGAACACAUUCAAUCGAUCUUUUAUCCCCUUGGAUUGCUGUUAUUCUGCCAAGAGAUCAUGGAUAAAUAUUUGGAUAUAAAUAAAAAUAAUAGCGAAGCUAAAAACUUUAUUGCAAUUAACUGUUUUUCUCUUAAGUUUUGUCUUCAAGUAUGUUCCAUGUUAUUACAUCAUAUCGAUCAAAGCCAACCUAUGCCUGAGUUCAUUAAACUAUUAUCUUCCUUAAUGGCUGACCAAUUUGGACCGCCAUUGACUGGAUAUCCAGGCUCAAGUGGAAAUAAUACUCCAAAAGAAAUGAUGGAAGGAGUUAUAAGCACUGUGUCUUCUAAUAUUCAUGACUCCAAAUCUUUUGUACACAUUAAGGAUCCGGAUGCAGUAUAUCGAUUUCUCGAGGCUGAAGAAGAUACAAUGAUAUUCACGUGUGGACAUCAUUUUCCAUUAGCUACAUAUAAAACCGAAGUAAUUCCAACGAUGGAAACCGAAUUACUGGGAUCCGAAUCAUUAGUUCUUCCACAUACAGCCCAGUACUUAGGAAAAAUGUUAUCUCAGACUACUAAGCCGGAAAUACUAUGUCCUUUGUGUAUACCGAGAGCAUUGGAAACAUUGGCGAAGAAACAUGGUGGGUGAGAAGUAUGUACCUGACAUUUUAUUUUAACGAAAAAGAACAAAAUGACAGAAAAAGGUGACAUAUAACUUUUUCUUAGAAUCUUAACGAACUCUAAAAUUGUACACGUGAAAGAGUGAACUUUUAAAUUAAUUUUAAUGAACUAAAACAUUAAACCAACACUGAAAUGUAGUUAAUGUAAAUUAAAAUAACAAUUACGUUUAAAUUUAUUGACAACACUUGCCAUCGCAAUUGCGUUAUAUUCAAUAAACAUUACAAAGCACUGCAAACAACUAAAGCUCUCUAUAUCUUUGAAAUUAUAUUUUUUAGAUUAUCUAUAGAUAUAGAUAAUUCUACAUAGACAUCAUUAUAGUGCACUAUAUGUUUCAUUACUUGAGAACAUGCAUCUUGUCCAAUAUCAGGAGGAUUAUUUCAUUAUGCACUUUAAAAUUGAACAUAUUCACUGAAACUAGAUACAUAUUAUGUGUUCAUGAAUUGUCAAGUGAUAUUUCAAAUACUUUACUAAAAUCAUCAUGAAUUAACAAGGGAUAACAUUAAGUAUUAACAUUUUGAGUAUACACAUUUAAAUUUGUGAAUCUCAGAAAAUUAAAAAAGAUGUAGUGAAAUAUAUCAUUUUCAAUUAAUAUUCAACAUCCAGUCAGCACUAUAUUUUAAAAGAUAAGUUAGAGAUUCAAAUACAACGAUGUAACGUGA
Messenger RNA from Bombus impatiens (common eastern bumble bee), 6554 nucleotides. RefSeq lists its product as uncharacterized. Gene Ontology annotation, molecular function: protein binding. NCBI's taxonomy places the organism in Eukaryota, Metazoa, Arthropoda, Insecta, Hymenoptera, Apidae. The record is from RefSeq and is a predicted model, not a curated record. The transcript has 20 exons. Bases 266 to 5863 code for a protein of 1865 amino acids.